GUUUGUCCCGCCCCUCCAUUGCUAUUAAAAUCCAAAAUGUCUUCUCUUUUCUAGCUCCUCUUUUGAAAUUACCUCUGAAAUUACACUCUCUCACAUCCCCCUCAGUCAAUGGCUAAGACCAGUAAAGCAGCUACUCUCCCUACAGUAUCAGUACCUGAUUCAUCCAUUGAUCUACUGCCUGGAGAGGCACUGGUAGGUCAUGCCCCUGAUACCCAGCAGUUACUGUAUGAGUCAGAGGGACCUGAUAAGAGUCCUGGGUAUAUCUAUGGGACACUCUUCAUUACUAAUCACAGACUCUCAUUCAAACCUGCUCCUUUCAACACUGAUAAACUCUCUCCAUUGGACAGGUCCUCAGUAGUCAAGAGUCAUUAUAUUCCAUUGAGACUGAUACUACAAGCAUACACUAUCAGCAGUAAUAAGAAGAGGCUUGUCACUGCCAAGUCAACUCUGCCAAAGAAAAUAAAUGAACUGGAAAUAAUCUGUAAAGACUUACGAAAGGUUGUAUUCAGUUUCAAGAGUUGCUCAAAGUCUGAUGUAGUUCAUGUUGUCAAUUCCUUUGGGAUGUAUUCCUCUCCCAGUAGUGUCUUUCAUCUCUUUGCUUUUGAUUACGCUCGAGUAGUUCAUAAAACUAAAGACACUCACUCCUCAUCUUCCUCUUCUUCUCAAGAUGUCAUUCCAACUUAUUUCAAUCCUCGUGACUGGCAGAAGGAAUUGGAUAGACUAGGAGUGAACCAGAAGCAGUGGAGGGUCACUGAGGCUAACCAACACUUCCUCCUCUGUGACAGUCUCCCUCCAUACAUUGUGGUCCCAUACAACAUCAGUGAUGAUACUCUAGAAUAUGCUGCUGGCCUACAUUUCAAGAACCGUCUACCUGUGUGGUGUUGGAGUCACAGUGUCACUGGUGUCUCAUUAACCAGAGGAUCAUUACCUGAUGAAGACAGACUAGAAGCACCUGAUCCUAGGUCAGUGGAAUACACUGGACAGGAUGGAACCCGUUACACUGUCUGAUGCAUAUACAUGUACUUAUGCUGUGUAGCAAGU
Messenger RNA from Amphimedon queenslandica, 1041 nucleotides. RefSeq names its product myotubularin-related protein 10-B-like. The record is from RefSeq and is a predicted model, not a curated record. The transcript is spliced from 10 exons. Bases 109 to 1008 code for a protein of 299 amino acids. Gene Ontology annotation, cellular component: membrane; cytoplasm. NCBI's taxonomy places the organism in Eukaryota, Metazoa, Porifera, Demospongiae, Haplosclerida, Niphatidae. Gene Ontology annotation, biological process: phosphatidylinositol dephosphorylation.